AUGGCGCGCUCCAGAGUCUCGAUCAUGCCGUCGCCGGUGCUCCUGUUGAUCGUGGCCGUCGCCGCGCUCGUCUCGGCGUGCGCGGCAGACCCGGAGCCGGUGCAGGACUUUUGCGUGGCGGCGGCCACCAACGGCUCGGCCGACCAUCCAUCGUACCCGGGGUUCCCGUGCAAGCCGGCGUCGGCGGUGGUCUCCGACGACUUCUUCUUCGCGGGGCUGGCGCGCUCGGGCGCCGCCGACGCGGCCGAGAGCCCGUUCGGGUCCAGCGUCACGUCCGGCAACGUGGCGGCCUUCCCGGGGCUCAACACGCUCGGCGUCUCCAUCAACCGCGUCGACCUCGCCCCCGGCGGCGUCAACCCGCUCCACAGCCACCCGCGCGCCGCCGAGCUCGUGCACGUCGUCACCGGCCAGAUGCUCGUCGGGUUCGUCAGCACCGCCGGCACCUUCUACUCCAAGGUGGUGCGGGAGGGCGAGAGCUUCGUCAUCCCGCGCGGCAUGGUGCACUUCCAGUUCAACACCGGCAAGGAGGCCGCCAGGGCCGUCACUGUGUUCAACAGCCAGCUCCCCGGAGUUGUCCUUGCCGCGCCGUCGCUCUUCGGCGCCGACCCGGAGAUCCCCGACGCCGUCCUCUCCAAGAGCUUCCAGGUCGACGGCGAGAUCAUCAAGCUCCUCAAGUCCAAGUUCCGGACUUAA
This is a messenger RNA of Triticum turgidum subsp. durum (durum wheat), 693 nucleotides long. NCBI's taxonomy places the organism in Eukaryota, Viridiplantae, Streptophyta, Magnoliopsida, Poales, Poaceae. The record is from the annotation of a GenBank genome assembly.